AUGGUGCUUGAGAAGGCUACAGAAGCGGAAGAGGAAUGGAGGUCUGCUAACAAUAGAGAACCUGCACCGUCGCCGGUCAGGUUAUCCAACAACAGUAGCCGACAGAGAUGGUGCCCUCCUCAGUACGGGGCUCUAAAAUGCAAUAUUGGUGUGUCCUGGGAUCAGACUACGUCUAUCAGCGGAGCGGCUUGGAUUUUGCGUGAUAACAACGGAGCAGUACUGUUACACAGCCGACGUGCCUUCUCUGGAGUCUCUUCUCUCAUGGAAGCAGAGCUGUGUGGUUUCUGGUUUGCAGUGGAGAGUAUGGUUUCUACCCGUCAACGUAAUGUCAUUUUUGAGUCCCACUAUAAUCUAGCUCGUGAAGCUCUACUCAAUCCUACAAGGUUUCCGAGUCUGUGCUCACUGCUUAACGAGAUUAUAUCCUUAUUUCCUCGUCUUCAAACCUGGCAAAUGGCGUAUGCCGGUAUGCGUAUGUUCAACGUAAUCGUCCUGCUACAAGGAUUGCGGACAGUGUGGUUGGUGAUGGGAGAUUCACUUCAUAUAUACAUUGCGAGGGGUGGUCCUAGUUGGCUACUUGUAACUUUGAAUGCUGAAGCGUCUGGUAGCUGA
Molecule: messenger RNA, 609 nt
Organism: Raphanus sativus (radish)
Lineage: Eukaryota; Viridiplantae; Streptophyta; Magnoliopsida; Brassicales; Brassicaceae
Exons: 1
Coding region: 1-609 (202 amino acids)
Molecular function (GO): nucleic acid binding; RNA-DNA hybrid ribonuclease activity
Source: RefSeq, a predicted model, not a curated record